GGCUAUCGAAUCCAAUCCCAACUUCUAACCCUAUUUUGGAGGUGGCCCUGGUGAAGCCAGGCUGACGACAUCUUCUUUACUAGUACUUGGUAAGAUGUAAUUUGGCGUUGACUAUGGAUGCGGACUGGGACGAGGUUACGCGCAUCGCCUUCCCGGCGCCGGGAAGCGCUGAAUACCCGAGACCCGCGACUGCCCUAGCCUUCGACACUGCGCAGGAGCAACUAUGGGCCGGCAGCGACCGAGGCCGAGUGGUCUCCUUCUGCGGCCGCGACCUGCAGCCAUACACUGCCUUCCGAAUACAACCUCCUGCCGAAGGCCCUGUGCGCCAAUUCCUCUUUCAUGAGAAAGGCGUCAUUGCGCUGGGCACACGGUGCAUCCACAUGGCGAUGCGGAGGGGGCCUGCCCUGUGGAACAUCCGACACGAUGAAAUGAAAGACUUGCGCUGCAUGGCCUUUACUUCCCGCGGAGCAUCCGAGAUACUGGUUGCCGGCGGGCAAGACACCAUGUUUGUCAUUGACGUCACCAAGGGAGAGAUUGUUAGACAGGUCGCCACCGAGAACCACUACAUGAUCAUGAAGAAGAGCCGAUACAUAUGCGCCGCCACCAAGAACGGCUGUGUCAACCUGCUAGACCCCACAUCCCUCAGGGUGAUUAGGAGUUGGCAAGCCCACUCGUCGUACAUCAACGACAUGGACGCUCAACACGAUUUUAUCGUCACCUGCGGAGGAUCGAUUAAGCAGCAAGCCGCGCAGGCAUUUAUGCUGGACCCAUACGUCAACGUCUUUGACCUGAAAAACAUGUCAUCGAUGAAGCCAAUGCCCUUCCCACCGCUCGCCGCCCAUGUUAGGCUGCAUCCGAGAAUGCUCACCACCAGCAUUGUGGCAUCUCAGCACGGGCAGAUGCACGUUGUCGACCUUAUGAAUCCUAACACGAGCAAUGUUCGCUACGCGAAUAUCCAUUCUUUUCUGGGCAAGUUUGAGAUUGCGCCCUCGGGCGAAGCCCUUGUGAUGGCUGACGCCGAGUGCAAUCUGUACCUGUGGGGGCCCCCGUCCAAGCUGCGCUUCACCGACCUGGCUCUGCCCGUCGAGCUGCCCGAGCCCGAAGAGCCCGCCCCCCUUCUUGAUUGGUCUCCGGAUACUCCCCUGAGCUCCGUGGGAAUGCCUUACUACCGCGAAACACUGUUUUCGGCAUGGCCUGCUGAUAUAAUAUCUGACGUCGGAGCUCCCCCGGCGCAGCUUGAUCAGGCCUUUCUCUCUUCGCUCACGAAGGUCGACUGGGGAUUUUAUGGGCGUAACACCAGAGGUCUACGAAGGAACCAGUUUGAAGAUACGCGAACAGCCGGUAAUGCGUCAAACUCGAUGCAGCCCCCAAAGUUCUUGAGCGAGAAGGCACGAGAGUCGGCCAGCUCCUCUAACGGCGGCGGCUCGAGUGACCAAGUGGCGGAUACACCAACGAGCAGCGAGCUUGAAUGCCUCAAACCGGAAGCCCCAGCCGUUUAUCUUAACCUGGAAAUAAAGUACAGCAAAUUUGGCGUCGACGAUUUUGAUUUCGGCUUCUUCAACAAAACACGCUACGCAGGCUUGGAAAAUCACAUCGCAAACUCGUACGCCAACUCUCUGCUGCAGCUUAUGCAUUACACCCCCUUGCUGCGUAACAUGGCGCUCCAGCACGCCGCGACGGCCUGUCUGGUCGAUCCCUGUCUGCUCUGCGAAUUAGGGUACGUUUUCGAUAUGCUUCAGAAAGCUGAAGGCUCGACAUGCCAGGCCACAAACAUGCUGAAGGCCCUGGGAUAUACCUCAGAAUCAGGGCCGAUGGGUUUGCUUGAAGAGGGGACGCACCCGGCGUCAUUGGCAGCCAUGGUCCAGGCCCUGAGCAGGUUUCUCUUUCAAGACAUCUCGAGAGGAUACCAGAGCAUCUCUCCCGCGUCUACCGCCCUCGAGCAAGCCUUGUUCAACCUACCCCAACCCCUGACCCCAGACGAGUUCGUUUCUCGGGUCCUCACCACUUCUGCCGUGAUAACUAUCAGGUGCACGCAUUGCCGUAACGAGUCAACUCGCCCAGGCAACACGUGGGUAAACGAGUUGAUAUACCCAGCACAGAAGCCGGUAGGUAGAGGCGUCAGAGCACCGAGGACCACGUUUUCUCAAGUUCUCAAAAUGGGGGUUGAACGCGAGACGACUUCUAAGGGAUGGUGUAGCAGAUGCCAGCGAUAUCAGAACUUGCAGAUGCGGAAAACCAUCUCCAGCAUUCCUGCAGUUCUGGCUCUUAACGCAGCCACAGCAAGUCCCGACCAGCGGAGGCUCUGGGCGACUCCCGGAUGGCUCCCGGAAGAGAUUGGCAUCAUAGUAGAUCAAGGCCAGUUCUUCUGUUACGAAGGAGAGGACCUCAAGCUGCACCUUCAACGCGGGAUCCACGACAUUACCGUCUAUUCUUUGAUUGGUCUGGUUGUUAGCGUGGAGACCAGCUCUCCCCAGAAGCCGCAUCUUGUGGGCAUGAUUAAUGUUGCGCACGCCGAGUCUACUCCGCCGGGACAAAGCCGAUGGCAUCUUUUCAAUGACUUCUCGGUGCGGUCCAUCUCGAGAGAAGAGGCUUUAACGUUCAACAUGUCAUGGAAGAUGCCGGCGGUUCUCAUGUUCCAGCUCAAAGCCGCCAACAAUAAGAUUUCGACGGAUUGGAGGGAGAAGCUGGACACGUCGAUUCUGUACCAGGACCUAAACCCGACGAUGGAUAGCAGUACGAAGACGUACCAAAUUCUCGACCGAGAAACGGAGAAGCCCGGCCCUGAUACGAUAGUCGCUCUGGACACGGAGUUUGUCUCGCUUAAGCAGCCCGAGAUCCAAAUUAACUCAGACGGGCAAAAGGAAACAAUCCGACCCAUGUCUCACGCUCUGGCCAGAGUGUCGGUGGUCCGAGGGCAGGGAGAGCACGAGGGCACGGCAUUCAUCGACGACUAUAUCAUCAUCAGAGAACCCAUUGUGGACUAUCUGACGAUGUAUUCGGGGAUUACACCCUCUGAUUUAGAUCCGCGCAAGUCGAGGCACAACCUGGUGCCUCUCAAAGCCGCGUACAAGAAGCUUUGGGUGCUUCUUAACCUGGGCUGCAAGUUUCUCGGCCACGGGCUGCGGCAAGAUUUCCGAGUCAUCAACAUGCAGGUACCGCGGGCGCAGGUGAUUGACACUAUUGACUUUUUCUACCUCAAAGCGAGGCUGCGGAAGCUCUCGCUCGCGUUCCUGGCGUGGUAUCUUCUCAAAGAGGACAUCCAGCUGGAGACGCACGACUCGAUCGAGGAUGCGCGGACGGCUUUGAAGCUUCACCGCAAGUAUCUCGAGUUUAUUGACGCAGGUAUACUAGAAAUUAUACUCGAGGACAUCUACAGAGCGGGGCGGGGGACGAACUUCAAGCCGCAGCGCAAGGACGAUCAGGUGGUGCAGAGAACGGAUACGCCGCCGAUACCCAUGGAAGGCGCUGCGCCGUCGACACCGACGCCCUCCCGUAAGGCGGGAGGCCCGGGUCUGGGUCCGGGUACGGGGUCCGUGGCUGGGCCGGCGUCUGGAUUCGGAGGGGCCCCUGUUUUCACGCCCAACAAGGGCUCACCGAUGCCAAAGUAGCCUUGUUAUGUUACCUUAUUUUGGUCCAACGAGAGCGCGAUAGUGGGAAUCUAUG
Messenger RNA from Lasiosphaeria miniovina, 3663 nucleotides. RefSeq names its product ubiquitin carboxyl-terminal hydrolase-domain-containing protein. Gene Ontology annotation, biological process: nuclear-transcribed mRNA poly(A) tail shortening; mRNA processing. NCBI's taxonomy places the organism in Eukaryota, Fungi, Ascomycota, Sordariomycetes, Sordariales, Lasiosphaeriaceae. The record is from RefSeq and is a predicted model, not a curated record. The transcript is spliced from 9 exons. Gene Ontology annotation, cellular component: P-body; PAN complex. Gene Ontology annotation, molecular function: poly(A)-specific ribonuclease activity; protein binding; nucleic acid binding. Bases 114 to 3608 code for a protein of 1164 amino acids.